UUCUUUCUGACCUGUCUUGUACUAUUCCAUCUCUCUUAGUGUAAUGCAAUUUGUGCUUUUUGUUAAACUUGGUCCGACCUCUUCACCUAUUUUUGUCCUCAGCCAUCUAUUUCAUUACCUGUCUCAUAAGUCUGUUAUUCAUGAGUGUUGUGGCUGAAGCUGCUGACAACUGCAGCUGCAGUUAUUAGAAGGCAGUUAUUAGAAGUUUGUACAAUUAAUUGGUUUUUUGCUUGGUCAGCUUGAGUAUGAUAGAAACAGAAAACCUCUAUAAAUCGAAAAGUGAUGUCAUUUGUCAGAUAAUCACUGUUGGCACGGUAGACCAGAAUUUUGCUUGUAUUUUCUUUUGCUCAUUUUAAUAAGGUGACACUUAGUGUCUUGAGAAGUCAUUGAUUUUUUUGUUCUGUUCCUUAUUCCAAAGACCUUUGUUAUCCCCAGUGCUAUUUUCCCACUACUGUGUUUGUAAUACUCAACCUUCCCUUUAUUUUCUGUGUCUGGAAUUAAUUCUCCCUGUAGUUUACAGUUGGUUGAUUUUGCAGGCAUCUUCACUCUCACACUGAGACUUUUCUCAUCUCAGAUGUUUGAAUAUCUCCCUAUUGACCACACUGCAUUCUUUGCUGUUGCUUUCCUAGCACCACUCUGUCCUGCUGACAGUCUUUAUUUUGAACUCUCUAGUUCUUUUCACUGUUGGGUUUCAUUGUGUAGUGUUUUCCUUCUUCCGUAACUGAAACUUCCUAUCCACACAUCUGGCUUAGACAAUGUGCAUGCCGGGGGCUGUUGUUUUUCAUUUUUUCCUUGUAGAGUGCGAGGACAAGGAGGACACAUUGCUGAAUACUGAGCACCUUGUGGCAGAUGCUGAUGCUAUCGGUGGGCAUGGUGCAGGGAGCAGUGUGCUAUCUGCAUUCCGAAGCACAGCUAUAAACAAAGAAGUUGAAGAUACCUUGGGAAGAGAAGAUAGGAUCAGCCCUGUAAAGAAGGUGGAGGAAGAUGGAAGAUACUGUACCCUGCAGGCAACUGGGUCAACUUCCGAAGACUCUGUGGCCCUUGACGGCCAGCUCAGCCUUGCCUCAGUGUGUGGGCAGCUGUCAGAUUUCCUCGGUGACGUGAAGGCUGUGUCCCCACUUUCUGUGGCUGAAUUUGCACAGGAGCCCACAGGUCAGUCAGGGUCACAUGAACAGUGUGAGGGUUAUUACUCUGAUGGGAUUGAAAAGGAGGCAAAGAAGAAAAAAAGUAACGACAGAAGUGGAAUGUGCGCUGAAAAAGCAUCUAGUGGAAUCCCUGGAGACUUGUGCAGGCAGGAUGUGUGUGGCCCAGCUACUCGCCGAUCAUCCAGAUGUGCUUCAGCCAAUGCUGCAGCUCAGCAGUCCUACAAGGUGUCUUCAGUCCUGGAAUCUGGAAGGAGCCAUGAAGGGACCAAGGGAAAAAAAGAGUUACUUGAGAAUCCAGAAAUUCUACCACCGGUCAGGAAGAAGUCACGCACCUUCUAUAGUGCAGAGCAGCUAGAAGAGUUGGAGAAGAUGUUCCAAGAAGACCACUACCCCGACAAUGAGAAGAGGAGGGAGAUUGCUGCUGUGGUUGGUGUAACGCCACAGCGUAUCAUGGUCUGGUUUCAGAAUCGCAGGGCAAAGUGGCGAAAAUUGGAGAAGUUGAGUGUGAAAGGCAACAAAAAAUAUCCAACAUCAUCAGCUCUGUCAAUCCCCUUUGGGUCAGAUGGUUAUGGGGCACCUCUUCUGCCCAGGCCUCCACUGCCUGACAUUGCUCAUGACCAGUCUGCCAUGCUGAGUGUAGACGCUACGGCUGGGAACUACUCCAGCCUGCUCAGUGGACAUCCUGCACCACUUGCCUCCUCCUCAGAGGCUGUUUUGUAGGAAACUGUUCCUCUCUCCUUUUCCAGCAGUGACUGAGGAGACAGGUCACCAAACAAGAUUCUAGCAACCAAAUGGUGUUGGUUUCCUUUUCCAUCUCCCAGCUUCUUUUUCCCAAGGCCCUUCAGCUGACAUCUCUGCUUUUUUAAUUUUUUUUUUUUUUGGCAUGACUCAUCAGAGGCCAAACCAGAAGUGAAAAUUUGGUUAAAAAAUGGCCUAGACAGUGGAUCUCUAAAGGCACGCUUUUGUUUCUUUCAAAGCACAGUUAAAUUUUUCAAAAGGGUAAUCUGUGCAGUACACUCUUCCCGAAGGACAGUAGAGAUGGAAGAUGGCCGGGGGAUUGUUCCUGGCUUUUUUCCAGGAAGUACUUUGCUUCAUUUGGCUGCUUGCUUGAGAGCUGAAUAAAUCCAGUAUGCAGAGACUGAAAUCAUGAAGUCUCUUCAGUGGCAGAAAUGGUGGCAUCUUGUGAAGUAGUUCAGCCAAAGGCGUUACCACAGCUCAACUUCAGUUCUAGCAGAAUGGAGUGCUUCCCUAGUCUUCCGAGCCCUCCACCCAUCCGCAGGGCCAGCCUACCUCUCAGUCUGUCCGUCAACCCCCCCAGUCAUAUUGUUCCCUUGAUGGUGGACACUCCCAGCAGUGAAUGCAGCUCGUCCAGUCAGGAAAACGGCUCCAGGGAGGCCUUCACUUACAGCAUCCAGAAUCAAGGCUUGAGUUCACCAGUUUCCUGCAAUUACCCUGAGCAGCUGGAGUCAGCAGGCAACCUAGAGACCACGCACUGUCAGUACAGCAGCCAGGGUGGAACUUACCAGCUGCCUCAAUAUCCCCAGCAGCACCAGCUCUCCCAGUUCCACCAACUGCCAGGUCACCUGGCCAGCAACAUGCUCUCCAGUGUCCGCCUCACUCCUACAACAGCCACCGAGUCCCAUACAGGUUUCCUCGCCUUACCUGGUAAUAGUGGAGCCAUAACCUAUGGGGCAGCAGGAGCCACACAAGGCUACGUACAAAACCACAUGGGGGGACAGCUUUUGUUACAGCAGCCAAGUGGAAACUCAGGCAUCACUGCCUAUCAAGCUGUCCCCUGGAAUGAUUUCUACAUGGAGGGAGCUCCAUUCUCGAAUCAGUUGUGCUCACAAAUGCCAUUUUCUAGCACAGCGGGAGGACAGUACUUCACAGAGCAGGUUUCCUACACUCAGCCGCCUUGCCUGCCCUCCUCUCCAUGUAUUCUUCAAGGGCCCAAUGGAACAACAUUGGGAUCCAUGCCACACACUGGAAAACAAAAGGAAGUGACGCCACCAGACCAGAGUUCAUACCAGAACCACCAAACAGAGCCAGAGUUGACAUCGCUUGCUGAAAGAGAGGAAGUAGAGAGUAGCAGCAAGGAAGGAGAGAUUAUUGUUGAUAUUAAAGAAACUACUAAUGACUGAUGCUGCACUCUGAGGAAAAAAAACAAAGGAGGAGGAAACAUUGCCAUUUUAAACUCUGCAAAAUCAGAAGAGACAAAAAGAGAGAUAAGAAUAAUAUUUGCAACAGAAGCACUUUUUUGUUUCUUUUUUGGGGAGUUGUAUUUUUUUUUUCUUGUUGCCAUGAUUAUUUUCCUGCUGAGGAAAGCAGCGGGGAAAUUUCAAUCAAUAAAAGCUUCUGAUCUGUG
Molecule: messenger RNA, 3510 nt
Organism: Harpia harpyja (harpy eagle)
Lineage: Eukaryota; Metazoa; Chordata; Aves; Accipitriformes; Accipitridae
Product: homeobox protein ARX-like
Exons: 9
Coding region: 756-1865 (369 amino acids)
Biological process (GO): regulation of transcription by RNA polymerase II
Molecular function (GO): DNA-binding transcription factor activity, RNA polymerase II-specific; RNA polymerase II cis-regulatory region sequence-specific DNA binding
Source: RefSeq, a predicted model, not a curated record